Molecule: messenger RNA, 3003 nt
Organism: Zalophus californianus (California sea lion)
Lineage: Eukaryota; Metazoa; Chordata; Mammalia; Carnivora; Otariidae
Gene: MSH4
Product: mutS homolog 4
Exons: 20
Coding region: 10-2811 (933 amino acids)
Biological process (GO): mismatch repair; reciprocal meiotic recombination
Cellular component (GO): nucleus
Molecular function (GO): ATP binding; ATP-dependent DNA damage sensor activity; mismatched DNA binding
Source: RefSeq, a predicted model, not a curated record
UUUGUGAGGAUGCUGAGGCCUGAGGUCUUAUCAGUCUCGCCUUCUGUCCCUGCGGCUUCCCCCUCAUUGGGAGAGGCUCGGUCUCAGGGUCCUCGCUAUAAUUUCGGACUCCAGGAGACUCCUCCGAGCCGCCCUUCAGCGCAGGCCUCUGCGUCCACCCCUUCUGGCACAUCUGGAGCCGCCGGCGACCGGAGCAGCAGCACGAGUCUCCCUCGCCACCCGCCUCGCGCCCGGCCAGCCCAAGGUUCAUACUUUGGAAACAAAAGAUCUAAUGCAGAAAACCCAUUUGCAUCAGAUUUUACUUUUGGUACAAGCUCGGCUUCUGCACAAGAUAGUAAUUAUCCUCAAAUACUGAAAACUCCAUUGUCUGCUGGAAAUCCCCAGAGAUCAGGUUAUAAAAGUUGGACACCACAAAUGGGAUAUUCAGCUACAUCGUCAUCUGCAGUUUCAACACACUCCCCAUCAGUUAUUGUAGCUGUUGUAGAAGGUAGAGGACUUGCCAGAGGUGAAAUAGGAAUGGCAAGUAUUGAUUUAAAAAGCCCACAAAUUAUAUUAUCUCAGUUUGCAGACAAUACAACAUAUGCGAAGGUGAUCACUAAACUCAGCAUUUUAUCACCUUUGGAAAUAAUAAUGUCAAAUACUGCUUGUGUUGUGGGGAAUUCAACUAAGUUGUUUACUCUGAUCACAGAAAAUUUCAAGAAUGUUAAUUUUACUACUAUCCAAAGGAAAUACUUCAAUGAAACAAAAGGACUAGAGUACAUUGAACAGUUAUGCAUAACAGAAUUCAGCACUGUCCUAAUGGAGGUUCAGUCCAAGUAUUACUGCCUUGCAGCUGUUGCAGCUUUAUUAAAAUAUGUAGAAUUUAUUCAAAAUUCAGUUUAUGCACCAAAAUCGCUGAAGAUUUGUUUCCAGGGUAGUGAACAGACAGCCAUGAUAGAUUCAUCAUCAGCCCAAAACCUUGAAUUACUAAUUAAUAAUCAAGACUGUAGGAAUAAUCACACACUCUUUGGUGUUCUAAAUUAUACUAAGACUCCUGGAGGAAGUAGAAGACUUCGUUCUAAUAUAUUAGAACCUCUAGUUGAUAUUGAAACCAUUAACAUGAGAUUAGAUUGUGUUCAAGAGCUACUUCAAGAUGAGGAACUCUUUUUUGGACUUCAGUCAGUUAUAUCAAGAUUUCUUGAUACAGAGCAGCUUCUUUCUGUUUUAGUCCAAAUUCCAAAGCAAGACACGGUUAAUGUAGCUGAAUCAAAGAUAACAAAUUUAAUAUACCUAAAACAUACCUUGGAACUUGUGGAUCCUUUAAAGAUUGCUUUGAGGAACUGUAGCACACCUUUAUUAAGAGCUUACUGUGGUUCACUGGAAGAUAAGAGGUUUGGAAUCAUACUUGAAAAGAUUAAAACCAUAAUUAAUGAUGAUGCAAGAUACAUGAAAGGAUGCCUGAACAUGAGGACUCAGAAGUGCUAUGCAGUGAGAUCCAACAUAAAUGAAUUCCUUGACAUAGCUAGAAGAACAUAUACAGAGAUUGUAGAUGACAUAGCAGGAAUGAUAUCGCAGCUCGCAGAAAAAUACAGUCUUCCUUUAAGGACAAGUUUUAGCUCUGCUCGAGGAUUUUUCAUCCAGAUGACUACUGAUUGUACAGCCUUACCCAAUAAUCAACUUCCUUCAGAAUUUAUUAAGAUAUCUAAAGUGAAAAGUUCUUACACAUUUACAUCAGCAGACUUAAUUAAAAUGAAUGAAAGAUGUCAAGAAUCUUUGAGAGAAAUCUAUCACAUGACUUAUAUGAUAGUGUGCAAACUGCUUAGUGAGAUUUAUGAACAUAUUCAUUGCUUAUAUAAACUAUCUGACACUGUCUCAAUGCUGGAUAUGCUCCAGUCAUUUGCUCAUGCCUGCACUCUUUCUGACUAUGUUCGGCCAGAAUUUACUGAUACUUUAGCAAUCAAACAGGGAUGGCAUCCCAUUCUUGAAAAAAUAUCUGUGGAAAAACCUAUUGCCAACAAUACCUAUAUUACAGAAGGAAGUAAUUUUUUGAUCAUAACUGGACCUAAUAUGAGUGGGAAAUCCACAUAUUUAAAACAGAUUGCUCUUUGUCAGAUUAUGGCCCAGAUUGGAUCAUAUGUUCCAGCAGAAUAUUCUUCCUUUAGAAUUGCUGAACAGAUAUUUACAAGAAUCAGUACUGACGAUGAUAUUGAAACAAAUUCAUCAACAUUCAUGAAGGAAAUGAAAGAGAUAGCUUAUAUUCUACAUAAUGCUAAUAACAAAUCACUCAUAUUAAUUGAUGAACUUGGCAGAGGUACUAAUACAGAAGAAGGUAUUGGCAUUUGUUAUGCUGUUUGUGAAUAUCUGCUGAACUUAAAGGCAUUUACGCUGUUUGCUACACAUUUCCUGGAACUAUGUCAUAUAGAGGUCCUGUAUCCUAAUGUAGAAAACAUGCAUUUUGAAGUUCAGCAUGUAAAGAAUACUUCAAGAAAUAAAGAAGCAAUCUUGUAUACCUACAAAAUUUGUAAGGGACUCACAGAAGAAAAAAAUUAUGGAUUAAAAGCUGCAGAAGUGUCAUCACUCCCACCAUCAAUUGUCUUGGAUGCCAAAGAAAUCACAACUCAAAUUACCAGACAAAUUUUGCAAAACCAAAGGAGUACCCCUGAGAUGGAAAGACAGAGAGCUGUGUACCAUCUAGCUACUAGGCUUGUUCAAACUGCUCGAAACUCUAAAUUGGAUCCAGACAGUUUACGAAUGUAUUUAAGUAAUCUCAAAAAGAAGUAUGAAACAGAUUUUUCCAGGGCUGAACAAGUUUCAGGAAAGACUGAAGAAUAAUAAUUCACAUCAUGUACUAAUAAAAUAAUGUAUCUUAAUAUGGGGAAACUAGAAUUCAUUUUUCCUAAGAGCAAAAGAAAAUAUUUGCUAAAUUUUAUGUCUUAAUGGAAAAUUACAUUAUACUAACCUCAGAAUUAUCAUCUAUAUAUUGUCUAUAAGAAAAUAUUUGUUACCUUAACACAUGAAAACCAU